AUGCCUCUCUCGCCACCCGACCCGCGCAAGUACCUGCCAUCGAGGGCGCACCCCGACCACCGCAGCCAGCGCAAGGAGCUCGAGAAGAAGCACCCGUUCGGCUACACCGAGCCCAUCCUACUCGGCCUGCUCGGGCUGGGCCUGGCCUGGAACAUCGAGCACCAGGUCAAGCACCACGAGGAGCGCAAGGACAAGGAAGAAGAAGAACGCCUGAAGCGCGAGGACCGCGAACGGCGGCGGAGGGAGAAACAGCGCGGCGGAGGUGGAGGAGGUGGUGGUGGAUCGUCGUCGCGGCGCGGGGAUAGCGUGGGAGGCGGCAGCAGCGAGAUGCGGAGCGAUACUCGUGAUCGUGAUCGUGCUGGCAGCAGCGCCCGCGGCGGAUCGGGGUCGAGGGAUGACGCGCGCGAGUUCCGCAGCUCGAGACACCAGUCGGUGGGCGGCCAGCGGUCCGAUCUGCGAUAUGUUGAGAGACAACAACCCCCGCCCCCGCGGCGCGAGGAGCGCCAUGUGGACGACCGCUACGAGGACCGGUACGACGACCGCGUCCCUCUCGGCAGGGGCCGUCGCGACUCCUGGUGA
Messenger RNA from Anthostomella pinea, 579 nucleotides. Lineage: Eukaryota; Fungi; Ascomycota; Sordariomycetes; Xylariales; Xylariaceae. The record is from the annotation of a GenBank genome assembly.